Messenger RNA from Elephantulus edwardii (Cape elephant shrew), 723 nucleotides. Its product is annotated as B-cell receptor-associated protein 29-like. NCBI's taxonomy places the organism in Eukaryota, Metazoa, Chordata, Mammalia, Macroscelidea, Macroscelididae. The coding region runs from base 1 to 723 and encodes 240 amino acids. The transcript has 7 exons. Gene Ontology annotation, cellular component: endoplasmic reticulum; endoplasmic reticulum membrane. The record is from RefSeq and is a predicted model, not a curated record. Gene Ontology annotation, biological process: endoplasmic reticulum to Golgi vesicle-mediated transport; intracellular protein transport.
AUGACACUUCAAUGGGUGGCAGUUGCAACCUUCCUUUAUGCUGAAAUAGGACUCAUUUUAAUCUUCUGUCUCCCCUUUAUUCCUCCUCAGAGAUGGCACAAGAUUUUUUCAUUUCAUGUGUGGGGUAAAAUUGCAAGUUUUUGGAACAAGGCUUUCCUUACUAUAAUAAUACUAUUGAUUGUUCUGUUUCUAGAUGCCGUGAGAGAAGUAAGAAAGUAUUCUGCUAAUACCAUUGAGAAGAGCUCAACUGGUAGACCUAGUGCCUAUGAACAUACACAGAUGAAACUUUUUAGAUCUCAAAGAAAUCUUUACAUUUCUGGAUUUUCACUCUUCUUUUGGCUAGUAUUAAGACGUCUGAUUUCCCUUAUUACUCAACUGGCAAAAGAACUGUCAAACAAAGGAGCAAUUAAAACACAAACAGAAAAUACUAAUAAAGCUGCCAAAAUAUUCAUGGAAGAAAAUGAGAAACUAAAAAAGUUAUUAAAAACCCAAACUAAGGGAGAGCACCACAUAUUGGAAACUGAAAAUAAAAAACUUCUAGAAGACCAAGAAAAACUGAAGGUUGAAUUGAAGAAGACAUCAGAUGCCCUUUCUAAAGCACAAAAUGACGUGAUGACAAUGAAGAUGCAAUCAGAGACACUUUCAAAAGAAUACGACCGACUCCUAAAAGAACACUCAGAACUUCAGGAUCGUGUAGCAAGAGACAGUAAGAAAGAUCUGUGA